AUGGCAUCCUGCGCGUUACCUUUUGAAGGCGUCGGCCGAUUCAUUCCCCUGCCCUUCCUUCACAAACCACAGCUUGAGGCCAACUUCGUAGGUGAUUGGCCCCUGAUUCCUGUGCUGGACAUACCGGAUACGUGCGACGCCUGGCUACUAUUCCUGGUUCGGUCCACCAUCCUAAAAAACUUCUCAUAUCCUCGCUGCCUCCCUUCACCCGCUUCCGACCGCUGCACCGUGCCAUCCACGACCACACGUUCCGCGAACUACCACCAACUCCUGGUAGAUACCGGCCGCGUUUCCAUCGAUGGCGUUCGCGACUUUACCUUCCUCAUCGGACUCGCUGAUCCUGAUGCGUCCCUCACCUUCGACACCGUGGAUGAUUUCCCUAGGUCCAUACCCGUUGCGAAAGAGAUAGAAUUCCUGUUGACCGUACGUAUACCUCGGAUCCACACGCUCCAUAUCCUGGUAAGCUCAAAGCACGACCCGUCGACCUUCAUCCACGCCCUCGCCACGAUCUCAGGUACGAACGCGGACGUGAUGCUCUGUCCUGCUCUCGCAGACCUGAACAUAUCCGGUCAUACACCCGAAGAUCUCCUGAACGUCUGGACAGUCAUCAGCCGACGUGCGCACGCGGGUGUCCCGCUCAAAGAGAUCCACUUGCACCAGGACAUAUCCCGCUACGAUGAUAGGCUGCGGUUUCAUGUUACGAAGAGAAGGAAACAAAGCAUCUCACUAAGUUCAGUCGGUACCCCGAUUGAUAUCCUCACGACGUACAUCGCACCAUGGCCGAAGGAAGCAUCACUAUCGUUGAAUUCACAAGAUAAGUAUCGUUGA
This is a messenger RNA of Schizophyllum commune H4-8, 828 nucleotides long. RefSeq lists its product as uncharacterized. The coding region runs from base 1 to 828 and encodes 275 amino acids. The transcript has a single exon. NCBI's taxonomy places the organism in Eukaryota, Fungi, Basidiomycota, Agaricomycetes, Agaricales, Schizophyllaceae. The record is from RefSeq and is a predicted model, not a curated record.